UUCCGAUGACAGUUUGUGUGUUGCGCUGAGUUGAGUUGGGCUACGUAAGGUUUCGAGUGCAAGAAUCGGUAUUUUUUAGUUUCAAGGGGUGUUUUUUCAGUGUUUUUACUUGUGGAAGUACCGUGCAAACAUGGCCAGCCGAUUAGCAGGACAGACUAUAAACGAUCGACUGUUAGCAGCCAAACAUAGCUUGGCUGGUCAAGGACUGGCCAAGUCUGUUUGUAAAGCCACUACGGAAGAAAUGAUUGGACCCAAGAAGAAACACUUGGAUUAUUUAGUACACUGUACGAACGAGCCCAACGUCUCGAUACCACAGCUCGCCAAUUUGCUGAUAGAACGAUCGCAGAACACCAACUGGGUUGUUGUAUAUAAGGCCUUAGUUACAUGUCAUCACGUGAUGUGUUACGGAAAUGAGAGAUUUACCCAGUUUUUGGCCUCCAGCAACAGCACAUUUCAAUUAAGUAAUUUUUUAGACAAAGGUGGUUUACAAGGGAUUCUAAAUUCAAAAACCGGUUAUGAAAUGUCCCCUUUUAUAAGGCGCUACGCCAAAUAUUUAAAUGAGAAAGCUUUAUCGUACCGAUCGGUAGCCUUCGAUUUUUGUAAAGUUAAAAGAGGGAAAGACGAUGGCAUGCUCCGCACCAUGAACGCUGACAAGCUAUUAAAAACGAUCCCCGUCCUGCAGAACCAGCUGGACGCGCUUUUGGAAUUCGAUUGCAACGCCAACGAUUUGACUAACGGCAUCAUAAACAUGUGCUUUAUGCUUUUGUUCAGGGAUUUAAUACGAUUGUUCGCGUGCUACAACGAUGGCAUCAUUAAUUUGUUAGAAAAAUAUUUUGAUAUGAACAAGAAACAAUGCAAAGAGGCUUUAGACAUAUAUAAGAAGUUCCUUGUUAGAAUGGAUAGUGUAGCAGAAUUUUUAAAAGUAGCAGAAAACGUUGGUAUAGACAAAGGCGAUAUUCCAGACCUCACCAAAGCUCCUAGCAGCCUUUUAGACGCUCUAGAACAACACUAUAGUCAUAUGGAAGGCAAAAAGUCAUCUUCUAGUUCAAAUUCUUCCAACACAAGUAACCAAAAGAACGUCAAAUCCGGCGUGUCAGCGUUAAAUUCCACGAGCAACGCAUUUGGCAACGUUGCAUCUAAUUCAAAAUUCGAUUCUUUGAACGGCAUAGACGAGAAUUUGAAACUAAAAGCGUUAGCGGAGGAAGAGGCUGCAAUGAAUCAAUUUAAAUCGAAAGUGUCCUCUCCAGUCAGCAACCCAUUCCUAUCUAGUUCGUCGUCGUCGGCGACGUUAUCUAGCCAAUCGGCGCAGCCUGUCGACUUAUUCGCUCCAGAUUUGACAACACCGACGUCUAAGGCGUCGGACGAUCUGUUGCAACUGUCAAAUCCGUUCGCGGACGCCUUCGCACAGCCUCCAGCGCUAGCUGUGGCUCCAUCUUACACCGUACCUCAACAGACUAGCGCAUGGAUUGUAAACGGGAAUGGUUAUGGUGUUCAGCAAACCAACAGUGUGGUUCCAAAUGGAGCAUUUGUUCCAGAAAAUGCUUUUGCCUCGGUAUUUGGAAAUACGGAAGCUCCAGCUUCCGGCAAUUUCGAUGCAUUGGGUGGUGUCUUACAACCAAUGAACAGCAAUGGACAGGCAACAAACAAUAACAUCGGCGUCCAGUCUAGUACCAACAGCGUCCACAACAACAAUCAUCAAGCAUCCAGCACCAACGGUGGUCUACUUACGGGCGAUUUAGAAUCUAGUUUGGCAUCAUUGGCCGAAAAUCUGACCAUUAAUGAUAGGAAACAGACAAUAAAAGGUGUCCAAUGGAAUUCUCCUAAAGGUAGUUCAAAACCCAACUGGACACCGCAACCUAUGUCCGCCACCACUGGUGCUGGCUAUAAACCCAUGAAUCAGCAGUCAAAUAAUAGUCCUUUCAGUACGCCACUGUUGGCUCCGCAGGGAUCGCAAUACGUCAAUGUCUACCCACAAGUAUCGCCUAUGGGUUUAAAACCAAUGCCACCCAUGAUGAGCCCUCUAAAUCCGAUGGGUUCCAUACAGCCACAGCCCAACUCCCUCGGCGCCCAACAACAGCAACUUCUGUUCCACUGAGAUUUAACAAUGAUAAUUUUAUUUGGUGUAAAUAAUCUGUUAAUAUAUAAUUAUUUAAUUGAUGAAUCGAUAAGAUGGAGAUUACUAAGGCGAAGACGCAAAAUUUUUCGUAACCUUGUUUUAUGAUAUAUACAGUGUGUUGCGAAAAUUGCCAUUGCGAAGAAAUUUUCUGUAAAAAUACCGAAUUGAAAAAAAAAAUCAUACUAAAAUUUGUCGAUUUUGUGACAUACUGUAUGUAAGAAACUAUUUCCAGAGGUUUUUUUAGGGCGGCCAUAUAUGUGAGUUUUUUUGUAUAUAUUAUAGUAAUCAAAAUAGGAGAUAUAUAUUUUUAUAUAUUUACCUAUACCAGCAAUAUUUCCUGUUUUAGUAAGGUCAUUUAAUGAUCAUUUUCGUUCUUUUAUACAUAUCAUACAUCUCACUUUUUUUGAAAAAGAAAUAUUGUCUUCUGUAUCAUUUAAUAAUAAUCAGAGGAAUAUGUUCAGGGUACUCUGUAUAUAAGGAAUAUCACUAAAAUGUAAAAUAAAUAUUUUCAUGAUGGAGACCUGGAAAACAAUUUUUAAAGAAACUGGAAGACAAUAAAUUAAAAUACGGUCCAUUUUUUAUCCUAUAGUACAGUGUGUCCUAUUUUUGUUGUCCUUGUCAAAAUGGUUCCAAAAAUGCAACAUUUUCAAUUUUGCUAUGUAUAUCAUAAACAAAGUAUGGUAAUAGGACAGCGAAAAUGAGAAACACUGUAUACUGUGCGCGGUAACAAUAAAAAAUUCCCAUAGAAGUUUGCCAUAUUAUAUUAAAGUAACGAGUGUUGAAACAUUUUGAUACAUUUUAGCACGUUAAACCAAUAUUUUUUGCAAAAACAUUUUUCAUAUUACAGUUAUUUUUAGAACUUAUUAUAUAUUUGUUUAAUGAUAUUUAUAUUUAUAGCACAUCGUAAAUUGUAUUGCUGUAUUUUUUGUAUAGAGCAAUUUAGGUGUAUCACAAAAGAAAA
Sitophilus oryzae (rice weevil) is the source of this 3077-nucleotide messenger RNA. RefSeq names its product phosphatidylinositol-binding clathrin assembly protein LAP (gene lap). Gene Ontology annotation, molecular function: SNARE binding; clathrin heavy chain binding; 1-phosphatidylinositol binding. Lineage: Eukaryota; Metazoa; Arthropoda; Insecta; Coleoptera; Curculionidae. Gene Ontology annotation, biological process: synaptic vesicle budding from presynaptic endocytic zone membrane; clathrin coat assembly; clathrin-dependent endocytosis. The record is from RefSeq and is a predicted model, not a curated record. The transcript is spliced from 14 exons. Bases 131 to 2095 code for a protein of 654 amino acids. Gene Ontology annotation, cellular component: clathrin-coated vesicle; extrinsic component of presynaptic endocytic zone membrane; clathrin-coated pit.